AUGCAAGAAAAUAUGAAAUGGUAUGUACAAGGGUUGAUGUUUGAUACCUCAGUGCCCCCCAAAGAACUGGGAGGCAAGGUCGUGGUCAGGAGAGGGCAGACGGCCAUCAGGGACACUCCACUCGACCGGGUUCACUCACUCGAUCGAGCUUGCUCUUGGCUCGAUCGAGUUGUGCCUCGAGUUGGUUUCCUCUUCUUCCUAAAUCCGUUCCUGCAAGACUUAGCUGAGAAAAAUGCAGAGAUAAAAGAUAAAAGGAUAUUACAAGAUAGACAUGGGAAUUCCUCCCAAGUGAGCUUGUUUUAG
Molecule: messenger RNA, 303 nt
Organism: Microthlaspi erraticum
Lineage: Eukaryota; Viridiplantae; Streptophyta; Magnoliopsida; Brassicales; Brassicaceae
Source: the annotation of a GenBank genome assembly